UUGAUUGCUAUAUAAUCAUGAAAAUUUCGGUGCUGCAAAUUUUGGCACUUUUUUUCCUGGAUGUUGGUGUCCUCCAUUGCCAUGGUUGGGCUCGUCAUACUUUCGUGGUGCAAGAGACUCCAUACACAAAACUUUGCAGCACGAAAACCAUCUUGACGGUCAACGGACAAAUUCCUGGACCAACUCUUCAUGUUACCAAAGGAGAUACUAUCGUUGUUGAAGUUCAAAACAAAGCCAAUUAUAACGUCACCAUUCACUGGCAUGGAGUGAGGCAACCAAGAUAUCCAUGGUCGGAUGGUCCAGAAUAUAUUACACAAUGUCCAAUACGACCCGGGCAAAAGUUUAGACAGAAAAUAAAAUUUUCCACCGAGGAAGGAACUCUGUGGUGGCAUGCACACAGUGACUGGACACGUGCGACUGUUUAUGGCGCUAUAGUCAUCCAUCCCAAGAAGGGAACCAGUUAUCCUUUUCCCAAGCCUCAUGCAGAAGUGCCCAUCAUAUUGGGAGAGUGGUGGAAGGAAGGUAUAACGGAGUUAUAUGAUGAAUUUCUCGCAAGCGGGGGAGACCCCAAUGUUUCCGAUGCAUAUACCAUCAACGGUCAACCUGGAGAUUUAUGUCCAUGCUCAAAAUCGGAAACUUUCAAAUUCAUGGUGGACCAUGGAAAGACGUAUCUACUCCGCAUAAUCAACUCUGCUCUUCAGGAUAUUCUCUUCUUUGGCAUCGCAAAACAUAAACUGACGGUCGUGGGAACAGACGCCAGCUACACCAAGCCACUGAAGACAGACUACAUUGCAAUAUCACCUGGUCAAACGUUUGAUGUCCUGUUAGAAGCAAACCAGCCGCUAGCCGACUAUUAUAUGGCUGCUAAAGUCUAUUCCAGCGCACUAGGUGUGGAAUACGACAAUACCACCACCACUGCGGUUUUGCACUACAACGGAUACGACAGUCGUCGUAAUUCAUCUUCAACACCUUUCUUGCCUGAUCUUCCUUCCUUCAACGACACAAAUGCAUCUGCUAACUUCACGGGCAGCCUUAGAAGUUUAGCCGAUGAUGAUCAUCCGAUUCACGUGCCUUUAAACAUAAGCACGCCGCUAAUGUUUACCGCUUCUGUAAACACAUUUCCAUGCGCACAUAACUCAUGUGCGGGCCCUGAUGGAUCGCGGCUCUCUGCAAGCUUGAACAACAUAAGCUUUCAGUUGCCAUCCACCGACAUAUUAAGCGCAUAUUAUUAUCAAAUCAAUGGCGUCUAUGGGGACAAAUUUCCGAACGUGCCGCCUUUGAAGUUUAAUUUUACAGCAGACGUUCUCCCACAGUAUCUACUGACGCCAAAAAAAGGGACGGAAGUGAAAGUACUUAAAUAUAACGCAACGGUGGAGAUUGUUUUGCAAGGAACAAACUUGGCUGCAGGGACAGAUCAUCCCAUGCACAUACAUGGGUAUAGUUUCUACGUGGUUGGUUGGGGAUUUGGGAAUUUUGACAAAGACAAGGAUCCUUUGGGAUAUAAUCUUGUUGACCCUCCUCUUCAGAAUACUAUUGCUAUCCCUAAGAACGGCUGGGCUACCAUAAGAUUCAAAGCAAACAACCCAGGGGUGUGGUUCAUGCACUGCCACUUAGAACGUCACCUGAGUUGGGGUAUGGAUACGACAUUCAUUGUCAAGAAUGGGGAUCACUCAGACGCAAAAAUGUUGCCCCCACCACCAGACAUGCCGCCAUGUUCAUGAAUAAGAAGCAAAAUUGUCCACUAAUUGGUUUAUACGUGCAAUUUAUUAGCCUGUAUCUUUCUCUCUUCUUUUCUGGGUGAGGGGUGCAGAGAGAGAGGUAGGUUUGUGUGUUUGAAGCGUGACCAUAUUGUGUGUGUGUUUUUUUUUUUUUUAAAUAAGCGUGACCAUACGUACAGUUGAAUAAAUGAAUUCACAAGUUGUAGUCUUGGUGU
Corylus avellana is the source of this 1933-nucleotide messenger RNA. Its product is annotated as laccase-15. NCBI's taxonomy places the organism in Eukaryota, Viridiplantae, Streptophyta, Magnoliopsida, Fagales, Betulaceae. Gene Ontology annotation, molecular function: hydroquinone:oxygen oxidoreductase activity; copper ion binding. Gene Ontology annotation, biological process: lignin catabolic process. The record is from RefSeq and is a predicted model, not a curated record. Gene Ontology annotation, cellular component: apoplast.